AUGCGAGCCCUAGCGCUGGCGAGCAUACUGCUCCGCGCUGAGAACAUAAAGAGCACUGCUACACCCUUUUUUCACUUGUGCCUUUCAGACGAACGACAGCCACCAACCGACAAGAAUAAAACUGACCAGGAAAACUUCGGCAAAAGCCUCGAUCCUGUGUAUCAAUCCGUGAGUCCUUCGAUGGCGUUAGUGGAAACCGCUGAAAAAGCUGACGCUUUCAAAGAAGAAGCAAACAAAUUCUUCAAAGAUGGAGAAUAUGAUAAGGCGAUAGAAAAUUAUACAAAAGCACUGCAGCUAAAGGAGUCGGCAAUAUAUUUCUCGAAUCGCAGUCUUGCUUACCUCCGGACAGAAUGCUUUGGAUACGCACUCGAGGAUGCCACCAAGGCCAUAGAGCUCGAUGGUUCGUACGUUAAGGGAUAUUAUCGUCGUGCAAUGGUGUAUAUGGCGCUCGAGAAGUUCAAAGAGGCUCUGUCGGAUUUAGACAUGGUACUACGCAAUGCUCCACAGGACAAAACAGCUCGGGCGAAGCACACUGCUUGUCAGAAGAUUUAUCGUCGACGCCUUUUUGAACAAGCAAUUGCGGUUGAAGACAAGGCGUCAGCUUUAACAUCCUUUGACCCGGCAUCCGUUACUGUUGAACCAUCUUACGAUGGUCCCCAUCUUGAAUCAGAUGAAAUGGGAAACUAUGUUGUCACAGAAUCCUUCAUGCUAGCGUUGAUAGAACAUUACAAGGCACAGAAGAAGUUACAUAAGAAAUACGCGAUGAUUAUACUGAAACAGAUUGACCAACUUCUACGCAACCUGCCCAGUCUUGUAGACAUUGAUAUACCAGAAGAUACGAAAUUUACUGUGUGUGGUGAUAUUCACGGCCAGUUUUAUGAUCUGAUGAAUAUAUUUGAGCUGAAUGGACUUCCGAGCAAGGAGAAUCCCUAUCUUUUCAACGGGGACUUUGUUGACCGUGGCUCAUUCUCUGUCGAAUGCAUUUUCACCCUCUUCGGCUUCAAACUCCUCUAUCCAAAACAUUUCUAUCUUUCCAGAGGAAAUCACGAAUCGGAAAAUAUGAACCGGUUAUACGGAUUCGAGGGAGAAGUCAAGUCUAAGUAUUCUAUGGAAAUGGUUGACAUUUUCACUGAUCUUUUCAACUGGCUCCCACUCUCCCAUCUGAUCAAUGAGCGAAUACUGGUUAUGCAUGGUGGUCUCUUUUCGAACGAUGACGUAACGCUAGACGAUAUACGUAAAAUCUCCAGGGACCGUCAACCUCCAGAAGGCAGCCCAAUGUGCGAACUUCUGUGGUCUGAUCCAAUGGAAGGGAACGGACGAUCUCCAUCGAAGCGAGGUAUCGGCUGUCAGUUCGGUCCGGACGUGACCGAACGGUUUUGUAAAGCCAAUGGACUGGACUACAUCAUUCGGAGUCACGAGGUCAAGGACGAGGGCUACGAAGUCGCACACGGCGGCCGUUGUAUCACGGUGUUUUCUGCACCUAACUAUUGUGAUACAAUGCACAAUCGCGGAGCUUUCAUCACACUAAUCGGCAAAAGAAAACCUGCACCAAUGAAACCGGAGUUUACCAGUUUCAAGGAAGUCCCUCAUCCAGACGUGCGCCCACUAGCCUAUGUCAACCCCUUCCUGUCAUUUUUCAUGUGAUGCCUAAACUCCACCCUGCACUCCCUUCAAGUUACCACUGUGAAAAAGACACCAUUCAGUAUCAGGUGCCUUACACAGUCCCAUUUUCAGGGAUUGAUUUGUACAAACACCUGUUCGAACUCCGGUUGUCUAAAACUGUUUGCCUACUGCUCACCAUCGCCCGGUGCGUGUGUCUUAUAGCUCGACCAAAACUAACUGCGUAUGUAUGUACAGGAUUGUCUCACUGCUGCUGGAUGACUAUCUGAGUGGUCCGGAAAUUCAGUAACCGCUUUGAGUCCUCUUCUCGACCAGUAUAGAAUAUAAUACAUAUUAUGCUCAAUCACUGUUCGGCGACUUUUUGUUGGAGCGGUUGUUUUGGUUCUCAUAUUGGUUUGAUUGUGGUGGAUAUCUUUUGUCCGACCUUUUCAGGCUCUUCUUAUCUGCGAAUAUGUAGAAGACUUUGAACUAAAUGUGUUGUGUUGGGAAAAUAUAUUGUAACUUUAAGGGAAGACUGCUACUUGGAGGAUACAAACCUUCGUGGACGCCGUAGAUACCACCAAAAACAACCAUCCAACUGUGUGUGAAAUGUUAUUUGCCUCGCAUGAUAGACGUCAAACAUUUUUGUGAAUUUCACUGUACAUUCUCAUUGUUGAUUUUUGUGUGGUGGACUAUCAUUUUGUCUCUUAAACUGACGGUGUGAAUCAAUCGAUUUAUCA
Opisthorchis viverrini is the source of this 2339-nucleotide messenger RNA. RefSeq lists its product as hypothetical. The record is from RefSeq and is a predicted model, not a curated record. NCBI's taxonomy places the organism in Eukaryota, Metazoa, Platyhelminthes, Trematoda, Opisthorchiida, Opisthorchiidae. Gene Ontology annotation, molecular function: protein binding; protein serine/threonine phosphatase activity. The coding region runs from base 1 to 1644 and encodes 547 amino acids. The transcript has 11 exons. Gene Ontology annotation, cellular component: cytosol; nucleus.